Molecule: messenger RNA, 894 nt
Organism: Mesorhabditis belari
Lineage: Eukaryota; Metazoa; Nematoda; Chromadorea; Rhabditida; Rhabditidae
Source: the annotation of a GenBank genome assembly
AUGAUGAGAUUUCGACUUUUGUUUAUAUUUUCCUUUUAUUUGAUUGUCUUGACGGCCAUCAAGCCGCUGUCCAUUCGACGGAAUGAAGCGUUUUGUGUCAACCAAAAAUUCGGCAAUUUGCUCUAUUUGGGUCCGGCAAAAACGAUGACCACAAUGAUGGCAAGAAUCCAUUGUGAAAUUGAGACGUUGAAGAAAAGAGGCCAUAUUGGACCGAGCGAAAGCAAUAAACUCAAUCAGAACAAUUAUUGCUUUGGGAAACAAAAGAACGAAAUGGUGAUGACGGCUUUCACGGCUCCGCUAAAUGGUUGGGCUGGUCACAAGCGCUUUUUCAUCUGGAGAGACCCGUUAGAUCGUUUCCUCUCGCUUUAUGGACACAUGUGCAAACGAGAGCAUCUCUGCGGAGUUGCCGGCAAGAAUAUCCACUCGUUUGCUCGUGGUGUCUACCAGAUGCUCAAAUCGAAUCGUGGAGGGCCCGGCUCAAAGGACUUUCUGCGAUUCAAACAUCACGUCAUUCCGCAAUCUUGGUACUGUGAGAUUUCCACACAUCGCAAAAGCGAUCGAGUCGUCGAGUACACAAAUGACAAAGCGUUGAUGAUGAAACGACUCGCACGAGUCUUUCAGUCGUCGACCGUUCCCAAAUGGAUGUGGAAAAAGGCCCUUCAACGAAUCGUCAAGACAAACAUCAACCAGCGAUCACAAAUUUCUCACCACGAACAAUACGAGUUGUGGAGGCGACAAAUCCUGACCAGCCCGGAGACGUUGGCCUAUUUCAAGGCCAUCUAUCACUCGGAUUAUUCGCUUUUCCACAAAAGUCCACCAGGACCAGGCAGCUUGAGGAGCCAACGACGGCGAAAUUGGAGACACAUUCGAGUUAGAGACACAUCCGAUGUUUCA